GUAUGCACCCUUAAACUCUCUAAACUACGACCACACCAACAUACAAACACUGGACUAUCACCGAUGGUCAGGACGAAGGAACAGACGAAACGAAACCCACAAUAAUACAUAAGCAUUCGAGAACUUGGGAUUAACACAACCUGAACAAAAUAUGACCACCAUCAACCAACUCAUCUCAUUCUACAAUAAUAAUAACCAGAACCAACAGCAGAUACCAGAUCCAUCAUCCAGCAACACUCGACCAGCCACCAAGACAUCCGUCGACUCGGACCACCACUCCAAGGAACCACUACUACUACGACUACCCCCGAAGAAGAAAAUCGGGUCCGAAGAAUGCUAUCAGAUCGACUUGCAGCAAUGGCUCAGCUUGGGCCAACCUCAGCCAACCACACCGCCUAAGCAGGAACAGAUCAAAGUACCAGCUUGUACUCGUCGCUCAGUCUCCCGCUCGCCCCCACCAGUCCCACCACGAAAAACACACACCCACUCAACCCAGACCAUUCCAGCGGACUCCCAACCGUCACCAAAAGAAGAAGCAGAAGAGGAAGAGGAAGGACCGCCGAUCGAUCUCGGCUGCUUCAGGAAAGCUAUCCAGGCCCUGUGGACCACCCUCAUCCACCAACACUUCCAUCAUCAUCUUCUUCAUUCCUCUUCUUCGGCUUCGUCUUAUUACGAUCUUAAUAACCAGAAAAUUAAGCUCCCCGGCUCGCUCAUUCGCGCCGUCUGGAUCCGCUCGGGCUUGCCCCUCCAAACUCUCGCUCACAUUUGGGAGUCGAUCGAUCAGCAGAAAACAGGCGGCCUGAACUUCGAGCAGUUUUUAUUAGGCACCUACCAGAUCUCGAAGCUGCGACAAGCCCAGGCCCUCAAGACCAGAAAGCCCGCCCAGACGGCCCACCCAGAGAAUCGAAGAAGGACGAGUGAAUCGAAGGGAGGCGAAAGAGAAGAAGAAGGGGGAUCAGAGAUGAGGAGGAUGAGACGGAUGCCGACCAGUGGGGGACGCCGGACGCCCCCUUUGGUCCCCUCCUCGCGCCCCGCCUCCUCCCGCUCCGCCUCCGUCUGCUCCUCGUCUAACGACGAGGCUUCUCUCCUCGACCAUCCUAUCUCCCUCAAUCACCCCGUCAUCCACUUCCAUCAUCUUCAUCAUCCUGCUGAUCUUUUCAUCCCCUUCCAGAUCUCGCCUUCCCCCUUCCUCAAAUCUCAUCCGUCCUUAUGAUCUUCUUUUUUUUUUGUGGACCCGUCUCCUGUCGUGUCAUUCGCUUGUUUUGUCUUACCUCCCCACCUUUCUUUGUAUUCUACUUUUUUUUUUCGUGCUCGUUUCUCUUCUCCUUAACCACUUCUUUUUUGGAUACAUUUUUCUUAUUUAAUUCUCUUUCCUUUUUUUUUUCUCUCGCUUUUUUUUUGAUGAUUGAACCAUCACUACAUUUUCAUUUCACUCUUAUUCCCCCAUUUCUCUAACACCUCCAUCCAUUUGAAUCACACAGACAUACAUACACCCAUUUUUUUUUCGCUCUAAAUAUUGCAUUCUCCAUUUUCUUUCCUUUUUUUUCCAAAGUGUCGAUCGAUACA
Messenger RNA from Puccinia graminis f. sp. tritici CRL 75-36-700-3, 1566 nucleotides. RefSeq lists its product as uncharacterized. Lineage: Eukaryota; Fungi; Basidiomycota; Pucciniomycetes; Pucciniales; Pucciniaceae. The coding region runs from base 152 to 1213 and encodes 353 amino acids. The record is from RefSeq and is a predicted model, not a curated record. The transcript has 3 exons.